Molecule: messenger RNA, 1915 nt
Organism: Clunio marinus
Lineage: Eukaryota; Metazoa; Arthropoda; Insecta; Diptera; Chironomidae
Source: the annotation of a GenBank genome assembly
UUUAAAGCGGGCAGCUUUGAAAUCAUUUUCAUUCGUGCUCAACAUCUCACUGCAGUGUAAUCAGAAGCAAGAAAAAAGUUGAAAAAAUCAUAAUUACAUCCAUCUGGUAGAUGACAUCAUAAACAAAUAUUAAUGACAAGUGAUUGAAGAUCAAAUUAACGUCAUACAAUUGAAAUAAUUUCAGAUAUAAGUAAUUUAUUAUUACAAUCUAUGAAGUGUUCUACACUUGUGGCAUAUUAAACAUACGAAGCAAAUAAUAUUACAUACAGCGAUAAACUUGACAAUUUACAAUCAUGAUAAGCCUCGUCGAUGUUCUACUUUUUUUCUGCUUUAUAUCAUUCCUUUUGUAUCUCUAUUUCAAAUAUAAAUUCAAUUACUGGAAGAGUCUUGGAGUUCCUCACAUUAAACCUUCAAUCCCUUUAGGAAAUAUUCAAGGUGGUAAAAGGAGAGUUCACUCAUCGCAACUAUUUAAAAAAUUUUACGAUGAGUUGAAGAAGAAAGGAAAAUUUGUAGGAAUUUAUUUCUUUACAAAGCCAGUUAUUCUACUCACUGAUCUUGACUUUGUUAAAACUGUGCUGAUAAGAGAUUUCCAAUACUUUCACAACCGUGGCAUUUAUUUCAACGUCAAAGAUGAUCCAUUGUCAGGUCAUCUGGUCAACAUUGAAGGUGAAUAUUGGAAGAAGCUGAGAGAAAAGAUAACACCAACAUUUACUUCUGGUAAAAUGCGAUUAAUGUUGCCGACGAUCCUUGAAGUUGCCACAAGAUUCGAAAUUCAAAUGACGAAAACAAUUGAAGAAAAUUCAGAACCUGAAAUUAAAGAUAUUCUCGCUCGUUUCACCACCGACAUCAUCGGAUCAUGUGCGUUUGGCAUCGAAUGCAAUUCUAUUGAAGACAAAAAUUCAAAGUUUCUUGAAAUGGGAUUGAAAGUCUUCCAGCAACCGAGAAACGCUUUCUUCAAACAAAUCAUCUCAUUGGUUUAUCCAGAGUUUGCAAGAAAAAUGGGAGUUAAAACAAUUCGCGAAGAUGUUGCAGAAUUUUUCAUGAAAAUCGUCAAAGAUGUGAUUGAAUAUCGUGAGAAAAAUGAAGUGAAGAGAAAUGAUUUCAUGCAACUUUUGCUUCAAUUGAAGAAUGAUGGAGAAUUGGCAGAUGAGGGUGACAGUACCAGUCGACUGAAGUUAGGACGAUUGACAGUUGAAGAAGUAGCUGCACAAGCUUUCGUUUUCUUCUUAGCUGGCUUUGAAACAAGUUCAACAACAAUGAUGUUCUGUUUACACGAACUGUCAUUAAAUCAAGACAUUCAAGAAAAAGCAAGAAAAAAUGUUCAAGAGGUUUUGGCUCGUCAUGGUGGGAAGAUAACUUACGAAGCACUCAGUGAAAUGACUUAUCUUGAGCAAUGCAUUAAUGAGGCUCUUCGCAAGUUUCCACCAGCUGCUAAUAUCGUUCGAACAGUUACCAAAGAUUAUAAUGUGCCUGACUCGACGGUUGUCUUUAAGAAGGAUCAAACUGUAUUAAUUUCUGUUUAUGCCAUUCAUCAUGACCCUGAAAUCUAUGAAAAUCCCGAAGAAUUCAUUCCUGAAAGGUUCUCACAAGAAGAAGCCAGUAAGAGACAUCCGAUGGCUUUCCUCCCAUUUGGUGAAGGGCCACGAAUCUGCAUUGGAAUGCGUUUUGGCAUGACUGAAACGAAAGUUGGUCUCGCUACACUUUUAUCGAAAUUCAAAUUCCAUAAAUCUGAUAAAACUGAAGUUCCUUUAGCUUUCUCUAAAACGAACCUUAUUCUAUCACCCGAAGGUGGAUUGUUCUUACGAAUUGAAAAGAUUUAAAAAUUAUUUCGGUGUAUCUGUUAAAACUUUUAAUCUCGUUUACGUGAUUUGAUAAGAAUAAAAAACAGGAGAGAAAAAAAAUGAUAAAUUCAACA